CUUACCUACAGGUCAUGUGCAGCAGAUUAUUGUAAAGAUUAUACUGGAUAUAAGAGUAUUUUCGGCCCGAAGGCAAACUGAAGAAUGGCAGAGGCGCUAGUCCAAGAUGAAAACAACACCCUCCGCAUUCUCAUUGUUGGGCAUACGGGCCAUGGAAAGAGUUCCACCGCCAAUUCCCUGCUCGGAUACAAGAAGAAAGACAAGAGAGGAUUCGUUUCAAAGCAGUCUUCCAAAUCUAUCACAACAAAGGCAGAAUCAAAGGUUGAAACGCGGUUUGGACAUAUGCUUGAGGUGGUUGAUUGUCCAGGAUUUGCAGACACUUCAGGCUCUGAUGAUUUCAUAAAAAGAGAGAUUGGAAGGGCGCUUUUCUACACCCUUCCCGGUUUCCACUGCGUUGUAUUUGUAUUGAGACCAGACCGCAUAACAGAAAGUAUCACACACACAAUUGAAUCUUUUUUCGACUUCUUUGGAAAAGACGUCGGUGCAUAUGCAUGUCUUGUCCUAACCCAUCUUCAGGAUGAUGCCGAGAUGACUGAAUAUAUAGAGUCAUUUGAACCAGUAAAACCUGAAGAGUCUGGAAAUGAUUUUUUGAAAAAUCUCAUUAAAUUGUGUGAAGGAAAGGUUUUGCCAAUUGAUAACAGUAACGAUGUUGAAGAUCGGGAGAAACAAGUCGAAACGAUACUACAUAGAAUAGAUCGAAUGAAAAAAGAGAAUAAACAAUCAUAUUUUUCCAAUGAAAUGUUUGCAGCUGCAAUGGAAGCCAUUGAUGAACGUGAAAAGAAAAGGAUACAAAUACUAGACGAUAAGAAACGAGAGCAAGAGCAAGAGGAACAGAGACGUGAGGAGGAACUGAGAAGGUUAAAAGAAGAAAAAGAGCAAAUUAAAAAAGAAGCAGAGUCCAAAAUUGAAAAAGAAAGAUUAAGACUCAUGGAAGAAAUGAAUCAGAAACGCAUUGAUCUUGAGUUGAAGUUGAAAAGAGAAAAACAAAAGCACACUUUUAAAUUAGAAAAACUAAGAUUGGAAAUGAAUAGAGAAAGAGAGUCGCGAAUGUUUGAAGAGAGUCGAAACAACGAGCGUCGCGACAAUGAAAGACGUGAUGAGCACUUCAAUCAACUGUGGCAAACCCAACAAACAAAGAAACAAAGUGAUUCGUCUUCUAAUAAAUGCAGCUUAAGUUAGUUUUCAGUAACUUUACAAUGAAAUGUAGGAAUGCAAAAGAGCCAUUGGUGAAUUUCGGUUACAAAUAAUUCGAAUUUUGGAUUACCUAUUUUAUAUUUAACUUGACUCUAAAAACAAUGAGCAAAAUAAUCCGAGCAAAAAUUGGCUAACUAGCGGGUUUCUUGAAAUGAACAAUUCACAUUGGUUGUUUAUUAAGCGUCUAACACAAAGUGAGAUAUACAAAUGGUUUCAUUUUUUCAUAGUCUUGUGAUGUAAACGUUUUGAAAGAAUAUAUGCUGUUAUUUAAAUGCUAAUAAAUGAAAUAUUCAUAAUGACCGAGUUAUUAAUCUACUGUCGGCAGAAUAUGCCUGAGCCGGAAAAGCGAAUGUCAAUAUUCCUGACUUCGGACAAAUAACUUGGAAAAUCAUCAUUGAAAUAACCACUUAAAAAUCAUACUAGUCCUAUUUUAAAUUUUAUUUACCGUUACCGACAUAUUGAUCUGUUUUAAUAUGUUUUCCUUAAAGGGACUCGCUCAUGUUGUUUAAUGACAAAAACAAAGUCGCUAUCAACUUAAACCUGUUUUUUUAUACUUUAACUAUGCAAUUUUGGUAUGAAAGAGAAAUUACUAAUAAAUUUGGUGUUUUCAGAUGCAUUAACGUAAAAAUCAAAUUUUGGUCCAAUAACAUGAGCGAGUCCCUUAAAAGCUGUUUGGAGGCGAAGUCGUGUAUGGCUGAAAGUUUAUGUUGUAUUAAUUGUUAUUUGCUUUAAAUAAAACUUGUAUUAUAUUUUGGCUCUCUUUAUGCCGAAACCGCUAAAUCAUGCUCGUUGGCACAUUUUGAAAGGCUUGAUAUCAAAAUAAUAUCGGAGGAUUAAUUAAGUGUUGAUCUUUUUUCGUUUGUUUGUUUUUUUGUUUUUGAUAUUUUAAAAAUCAUGUUAUACAUUUUAGUAUGUUUUGUUUAUGAUAUUUUAAAAUCAUGUUAUACUUUUUAUUAAGUUCAAGUUUUUUGCUUUAUGCGAUCUUAAAGAAAUGUGUAAGAUUCAAUUCCAAUUAUAAGUUCCGGAAAGUGAAAUAAUUUAGUCCGAUCGAAAUUUUCUGUUGGAAUAUUAUUUACAUAUAGCAUUAUAAAUAUCUAGCUUAUUAAUUUAUCUGAACUUAACCUACAAGAACAUUUAUAGGAUUUGAGUGAAAUUUAUUCACAAUUCACCUUUACAAUAUUAUAUCACUGGACUGUCUGACCACUUAAUGUUCGGAAGUAAUAUAUACUGGGUAUAUGUUAGAAUUCAUUUUGGCGAUCACAAUGAAUUCUUACUUAUUUGGAGUUAGCACUUAAUUGACCCACUAGCUCACCCUUUGUGUAGUCACGUGGUGUUUUGCGCGAUAUUUAAACCUCCCAAGGCGUUAAUAUAAUUAAAUGAGUUUUGGGAGAUGGUUAACUGUCGCGGCUUUGUGAUCACAUGUAUAUUAUGUUAUAUAAGCAAAUAAAAAUAAUUGAUGUUCUGG
This is a messenger RNA of Mya arenaria, 2659 nucleotides long. RefSeq names its product GTPase IMAP family member 9-like. The transcript is spliced from 3 exons. Lineage: Eukaryota; Metazoa; Mollusca; Bivalvia; Myida; Myidae. Gene Ontology annotation, molecular function: GTP binding. The coding region runs from base 85 to 1179 and encodes 364 amino acids. The record is from RefSeq and is a predicted model, not a curated record.